Messenger RNA from Prionailurus viverrinus (fishing cat), 1827 nucleotides. RefSeq names its product single stranded DNA binding protein 2 (gene SSBP2). The transcript has 18 exons. NCBI's taxonomy places the organism in Eukaryota, Metazoa, Chordata, Mammalia, Carnivora, Felidae. Gene Ontology annotation, biological process: positive regulation of transcription by RNA polymerase II. Bases 464 to 1237 code for a protein of 257 amino acids. Gene Ontology annotation, molecular function: single-stranded DNA binding; protein binding. The record is from RefSeq and is a predicted model, not a curated record. Gene Ontology annotation, cellular component: nucleus.
GUUAGCACUCUACGUAUAUGAAUAUCUGCUCCAUGUAGGAGCUCAGAAAUCGGCCCAAACAUUUUUAUCAGAGAUAAGAUGGGAAAAAAACAUCACAUUGGGGGAACCACCAGGAUUCUUACAUUCUUGGUGGUGGACAGGUAUCUACUACACUUGUAACAGCUGAUGCUGCUUGGCCUGCCAGAGCUGCAUAAACUUGCCCAUAAUCAGCAUGAGCCAUCUUGAAAUGAAAACUCUUCAUACCAUACUCACAUUAGAGUGUAUUUUGGGAUCUCUACUGUGCAGCUCCAGAAAGACGGGAAACAUGUGAGCAUUCAAGUGAAGCAAAAGCCUUCCAUGAUUAUUUAGACUUUGAAAGUCCGUCCAGAAAGCAUCCAAAAGUUGUAUUCAGAAUCAGUACAGAACUCUGAGUGCUGCAGCAGCUCCCAGCCCAGUGCUAGGAAACAUUCCCCCAGGAGAUGGCAUGCCAGUAGGUCCUGUACCACCAGGGUUCUUUCAGCCUUUUAUGUCACCUCGGUACCCUGGAGGUCCAAGGCCCCCAUUGAGGAUACCUAACCAGGCACUUGGUGGUGUCCCAGGAAGUCAGCCAUUACUUCCAAGUGGAAUGGACCCAACUCGACAACAAGGACAUCCAAAUAUGGGUGGACCAAUGCAGAGAAUGACUCCUCCAAGAGGAAUGGUGCCCUUAGGACCACAGUCUGACCCUUGGUUAUCAUUACAGAACUAUGGAGGUGCAAUGAGACCCCCACUGAAUGCUUUAGGUGGCCCUGGAAUGCCCGGAAUGAACAUGGGUCCAGGUGGUGGUAGACCUUGGCCAAACCCAACAAAUGCCAAUUCAAUACCAUACUCCUCAGCAUCUCCUGGGAAUUAUGUAGGUCCUCCAGGAGGUGGAGGGCCACCAGGAACACCCAUCAUGCCUAGUCCAGCAGAUUCAACCAACUCUGGAGACAACAUGUAUACUUUAAUGAAUGCAGUACCUCCUGGACCUAACAGGCCCAAUUUUCCAAUGGGCCCUGGGUCAGAUGGUCCCAUGGGUGGAUUAGGAGGAAUGGAGUCACAUCACAUGAAUGGCUCUUUAGGGUCAGGAGAUAUGGACAGUAUUUCCAAGAAUUCACCCAAUAAUAUGAGCCUGAGUAAUCAACCGGGCACUCCAAGGGAUGAUGGCGAAAUGGGGGGAAAUUUCUUAAAUCCUUUUCAGAGUGAGAGUUACUCCCCUAGCAUGACAAUGAGUGUGUGAUCCAUUACCAAGUCUCCUCAUGAAAACCACAGUGAGUCAGCCCUUCACAGAACUACUACGGAAGAAAAUUAUUCAUCACAGUGUACAGUUAAACAAAGGAAUCUCAGUCACACCAAACCAACCUUUUUAUUUCCUGCUCUCUCCCCUAUUUUUUGAAGAAAGCGGGUCCAAACGUGAUUCAAACAACUGUACAGAGUGGCAUAUUAGAAUUGCCCUAAACUGAACUGCAAAUAAUUAUCUGUGUAUGUAUAUGUGUGGGUCAGAGAAUGUAUUGUAUAUGUGUAUGUUAUACGGACAUAUGCACAUACAUACAUUGACCCACAGGACAUUGUAAAAUAUUAUUACAUGACAUCUUAAGUAGAAGUAAGUAGGGACUUUUAUUCCAUCCUUUUUUUCACGUUUACAUUUUAAUUAUUAAAAGUUGCUCCUGCCCCUCCCUGAACUAUUUUGUGCUGUGUAUAUCACUGCUUUAUAUAAGUUAUUUUUUAAGGUGAACUCAGAUGUUAUGGUUUUGUAAAUGUCUGCAAUCAUGGAUAGGAAUAAAAUUGCUUAUUUGAGAGCUUUCAUUAAAUUGCGUCUGAUGCAAGUUA